This is a messenger RNA of Penicillium antarcticum, 306 nucleotides long. RefSeq lists its product as uncharacterized. The coding region runs from base 1 to 306 and encodes 101 amino acids. NCBI's taxonomy places the organism in Eukaryota, Fungi, Ascomycota, Eurotiomycetes, Eurotiales, Aspergillaceae. The record is from RefSeq and is a predicted model, not a curated record. The transcript is spliced from 2 exons.
AUGCCCUCGGAUAUCUUCCUGCCUGGUGUUCGUUCCAAGGACGUUAGAUACUGGAGUCCAUCACAUUUGGCACAUCUCUUCUUGGCAUUCUGCGUGAUCCUCAUCGUGCGGGUGACGUUCUUCGUCCCCGAAACUAAGGGCGUGCCGAUCGAGGAAAUGGACAAGAGGUUUGGCCGAAACCAGGGCCAGGCGUAUUUGAAGCGGAUUAUGGAAAUUCGAAGCAGACUUGAUAUUCCAUCUGCAGAAGAAAGGGACUUGGCCAAGGCCAAGCGGACUAUGCCACCGUGGAAGAACAGGAGUGAAUAG